AUGAUAUUGAAGAGAAAUCUUGAUGUUGAAAUAAUGGACUAUUCCAUUCACCAUAUCAAUGCUACCAUCAAGCCUACCAGUGGCCCCUCUUGGCUUUUUAUUGGUUUUUAUGGCAGCCCUUAUGAUACUCCAAGUAAACUUCACUCUUGGAAAUCCUUGGAAACAACUGCUACCAAUCACUCCCUCCCUUGGUUGGUCAUUGGGGAUUUCAUUUUCAUCUUGCAUGAUAAUGAAAAAUACAGUAUUCAACCAUUGGAUAGUGUAGAAGCUAAUAUCUUUAGUAACAAAAUUGUGGACUUGGAUCUAAUUGACUUAAGAAGUACAGGCUGCCCCUUCACUUGGUCCAAUAAGAGAAGUGGUCCUGCUCUCACUGAGCAGAGAUUGGAUAGAGGUCUUGCCACUGAAUCCUGGCUUCUCUUAUAUCCAAACUCCACUAUCACUAUUCUUCUAGCAAUUGGAUCUGAUCACCACCCCAUUCUUCUUAACACUAAUCCUCAUUGGUGUACUGGUAAGAUUCCUUUCAAGUUCUUUGGUCCCUGGUUGGACCAUAAGGACUGUAAGGAUAUUGUUCUGGAAUAUUGGCAAAGAAAUCUGUCUGGUUCUAGUGAUUUCCUCAUUGCUAGAAAACUCAAAGACAUUAAGCUGAAACUUAAAGUUUGGAACAAAGAAGUGUAUGGCAACAUAAAGUCAAAUAUUGAAGAAAGUAAGCAACAUCUACAUUGGCUACAAGAAAACUACUUCAAGAACAACAAAGGUGAAGCUUUAAAAACUGCAAAUCAAGUUCUCAGAGAAUGGCAAGACAUUGAAGAAAAAUUCUGGAAGAAAAAAAGCAGAGAUCAAUUCAUCAAAUUGGGGGAUAAGAAUACAAGUUAUUUCCAUAAAACUACAAAAUGCAGAUUAAGAAGAAACAAUAUAGAUUCUAUACAAGACAGUACUGGAAAUUGGAUUGAGGAUUACCAAGAAAUAAAACAAUGUUUAACCAACCAUUUUUCUAAGAUGGCUACUGCUUAA
Messenger RNA from Papaver somniferum (opium poppy), 1011 nucleotides. RefSeq lists its product as uncharacterized. The transcript has a single exon. NCBI's taxonomy places the organism in Eukaryota, Viridiplantae, Streptophyta, Magnoliopsida, Ranunculales, Papaveraceae. Bases 1 to 1011 code for a protein of 336 amino acids. The record is from RefSeq and is a predicted model, not a curated record.